Messenger RNA from Vigna angularis (adzuki bean), 2920 nucleotides. RefSeq names its product pentatricopeptide repeat-containing protein At1g74630. The transcript is spliced from 2 exons. Gene Ontology annotation, biological process: RNA modification. Bases 127 to 2067 code for a protein of 646 amino acids. Gene Ontology annotation, molecular function: protein binding; zinc ion binding; RNA binding. The record is from RefSeq and is a predicted model, not a curated record. NCBI's taxonomy places the organism in Eukaryota, Viridiplantae, Streptophyta, Magnoliopsida, Fabales, Fabaceae.
UUGAAAAAUAGACGUGGCUAAAAAAAUGAAGGAAAGAUGUUCUGAUAUGAUAUUAAAUUUACUUUGGGGUUGCUGAAGAUCACACUGAUGUUCAAGAAUAUACAGAGUUAAGUUUUAGCGGCUUGAAUGUUGGGGGAGGGAAUGGAAGAAGGAUGGGUUGUUCGUCUGCUUAGCAAGUGCAGAAACCUGAAAUCCACGAAGCAAAUCCACUGUCACAUCGUGAAAACCGGUCUUCACGCAGACCCCUUUGUGUUUGGCAAACUCCUCCUUCACUGUGCCGUUUCCAUCUCCGAUGCUCUCCAUUACUCUCUCAGGCUCUUCCACCACUUCCCCAAUCCUGACACCUUCAUGCACAAUACCCUCAUUCGCGGACUCUCUUUCUCCCAAACCCCUCUCCUUUCCCUCCACCCAUUCAUCCAACUGCGUCGCCAACCCACCCUCUCCCCCGACAGCUUCUCUUUCGCCUUCGUCCUCAAAGGGGUCGCCGACUCUCGCCAACUUAGGCCCGGCAUUCAGCUGCAUUCUCAAGCUUUUCACCACGGCUUUGACACCCAUAUCUUCGUUGGGACAACGUUGAUCAGCAUGUACGCUGAAUGCGGGGACUCCCUCUCCGCGCGACGAGUGUUCGAUGAAAUGUAUGAACCAAACGUCGUCGCAUGGAACGCUGCUGUCACUGCGGCUUUCAGGUGUGGUGACGUGGAAGGCGCAGGGGACGUGUUUGGGCGAAUGCCUGUUCGGAAUUUGACCUCGUGGAAUGCCAUGCUUGCUGGUUAUGCCAAGGCAGGUGAGCUUGGGUUGGCGAGGAGAGUUUUUUGUGAUAUGCCUCUUAGAGAUGAGGUUUCUUGGAGCACUAUGAUUAUUGGGUUUGCUCAUAAUGGUUGUUUUGACGAGGCUUUUGGGUUUUUCAGGGAGUUGCUGGGCGAGGGAAUUGGGACAAAUGAAGUGAGCCUCACUGGGGUGCUGUCUGCUUGUGCACAGGCUGGGGCGUUUGAGUUUGGGAAGAUUUUACAUGGGUUUCUGGAGAAAGCUGGGUUUCUUUAUGUUGGUUCUGUGAAUAAUGCUCUCAUAGAUACCUACUCCAAGUGUGGGAAUGUAGCUAUGGCUAGGUUGGUUUUUCAGAAUAUGCCAGUGGCAAGGAGCAUUGUUUCUUGGACAUCGAUAAUAGCAGGGCUUGCUAUGCAUGGUUAUGGAGAAGAGGCAAUACAGCUUUUCCAUGAGAUGGAAGAGACUGGAGUUAGGCCAGAUGGUAUUACUUUUAUAUCACUACUAUAUGCUUGUAGCCAUAGUGGCUUGGUUGAGGAAGGGUAUGGUUUUUUUUCUAAGAUGAAGAAUGUGUACGGUAUUGAACCUGCCAUUGAGCAUUAUGGUUGCAUGGUUGAUCUGUACGGUCGAGCUGCUAGGUUGCAUAAGGCCUAUGAAUUUAUAUGUGAAAUGCCAGUUUCUCCUAAUGCUAUCAUUUGGAGGACACUCCUUGGGGCUUGUAGCAUUCAUGGUAAUAUUGAAUUGGCAGAGCUUGUGAAAGCAAGGCUGGCUGAAAUGGACCCAGACAACUCUGGUGACCAUGUACUACUCUCAAAUGUUUAUGCCGUUGCAGGGAAAUGGAAGGAUGUUGCCAGCAUCAGAAGAAUCAUGACUGAGCAUAGCAUGAAAAAAGCUCCUGGUUGGAGCAUGAUAGAAAUUGACAAGGUCAUCUAUUGUUUUGUGGCAGGUGAAAAACCUAAUGAGGUCACAAAAGAGGCUCAUGAAAAACUGAGGGAAAUAAUGUUGAGACUCAGAGUAGAAGCAGGUUAUGCGCCACAGCUAAGGAUUGUUCUGCAUGACAUUGAAGAGGAAGAAAAAGAAGAUUCAGUUUCUAAGCACAGUGAGAAGCUUGCUGCAGCUUUUGGAAUAGCAAAACUUCCCAAAGGAAGGAUUUUAAGAAUUGUGAAGAAUCUUAGGGUUUGUGGGGACUGCCAUACCGUGAUGAAGCUGAUUUCUAAAAUUUAUGGAGUAGAAAUCGUAGUGAGAGAUAGAAGCCGCUUCCACUCGUUCAAAGAUGGAUUCUGUUCUUGCAGAGAUUACUGGUGACAGAUAGCUCAAUGCUGAUGACAUGACAGCAAUUUGGCGUACAUGAUGUGUGAGGCAUGUUGGUCUAAUAUAAUGGCUACUAGAGAAGCAUCUAGCUAUUCUGUCUAGUGGUUUUUCCGCCCUUACUGGAGAAGUAUGGUGAAAUGGUUAAUGCCCAUUAAAUGAGAAGAAAGCCAAUAACUACUGUUUUUUCUACCAUCAUUCCUCUAGAGUACAAGACACCUGUUGGAAGACAAAAAGAGACAAGUGAAAAGGAUGAAUCAACAAAAGCCAUACAAACUAGUGAGGAGCAGCGCUUAAUUGAGUUAUUCAGAAUACAACGAUUACGGUAACAACAAAAAUAAUUGUCAAAACAUCACUUUACCCUCACGGAGACAAAUAAACAUGGAAUGUUUCAAUCCGUUGAUGAACAAGCUGCUUAGGGCCUCCCAAAUAGCAUGCCACUUGGAUUUUCCGGCAACAUCAAUUCUUUAUUAUGAUAAUGAUAGCCAUACCCUUGCUCCUUGUUCCCGUGCACCUACCUCAAACCAAAAUUUGACGGGAACAUCAAAUGGUCUCUCCAACAGGUCAUGGGAAUUGGAGUUCAGUGGCAAUGAUUGUGGAUAGAAUAUAACAGAGAACAGUGCCAGGUCCAUUAUCAAUGACAAUUCUUUGCUGAAGUAGCUAGGCAGUUGUUGUAGUAGCAGAACUUGGUCUCUUGGUGACUAUGGCGGAUCGAACGGUCUCUUGUUGGGAGAGACUAGUUGUAGCUUUGGUAGUAACAUUUUAAAUGGAAAGAUGUUGGCUCAGUUCAUUGCAUCGGCUUUGUGAAUAUAGUCCCAUGGCACCCUUAAUGCAUCAAAUGCAAGAAGAC